AUGUCUCAGCUUCUCAUCCGUCUCUCCGCCAGGCUCUCUUCCCGCAACAACAAUGUUUGCAUCCACAAGUGCUUUCGUUUGUUCUCAACCGGCCCGUACUUGACACUUGGUACUAGGGUUCAAGAAGUUUUGCCGAGCGGCUGCAAAAUUGGAGAUGUUCUCUUGUUUUACCCGGCAAAAGAGCAGAUACUGACUCUCCAUGACAAAACAAUACCUAAAGAGCUCAAGGACGAAGAAAUGAUUGGAACUUCCCAUGGAUGGAGUUUUUUCUAUGACCGUCAUGAUCGUAUCGUACGUAUCAGCGACAUUUUCAGUCCUUUUGCAUCCAAAUCAAACCCCACCGUGAUUCCUCUGCCUCGGCUUACUGAUCUUCCCAGUGAACAAAUCGAACAAGUAUGUAACGUAGCAAUGUCGUCUUCCUCUCCUCUUGGUGAUGAAGACUGUGUAGUGGCUAUCAAGUUUUCAGGUGACCAGUUGAGUCUGUGCAGGCCCGGUCGUGACCUUGAGUGGACUAACAUCUUAACCCCUUUCCACUGCUGUGAAAACUCAAAUGUCAUGUAUUCAAAAAGAUACAAGAGAUUCUACUUAUCUGCUCCUGGAGGCAUUCACUUUUUCUCCUAUCAUCUAAAUGAAAACACUGAGCACCAUAAGUUGGUCUACCGCGACCAUCCAGAGCUGGAUCAGUCUGAGUGGAAGACUUUGAGUAUGUGUUCAAGGAGGGAAUACCUUGUGGAGUCAUCCUCUAGUGAUGAACGUUACCUAGUCAAAUGGUACGCUCAUGGCUCCUACUCAUCGGUGUUAAAUGGAAUUGAAUACAAAACAAAGAGGUUCAUGGUGUUUAGUGAGGAGGAGACGGCUGAAGGAAAAUUCAUGUGUUACACAGAGGAUAUUGGAGAAAUGUGCAUUUUCAUUGCAAGUAACGAGGCUUUUUGUAUCCCGGCUAGCUCAUGCCCCGGUCUGAAACCUAGCACCAUCUAUUUUAUGGUGGGACAUGGCUUUGGUUCUUAUGAUCUCACUACCGGAGACACACAUCAUUAUAAAGCUCCCGACGGUUUUAUCUCCACACCUUGCUGGCUUCCUCCAGUUUCUAUCUAG
Brassica oleracea var. oleracea is the source of this 1095-nucleotide messenger RNA. RefSeq lists its product as uncharacterized. The transcript is spliced from 3 exons. NCBI's taxonomy places the organism in Eukaryota, Viridiplantae, Streptophyta, Magnoliopsida, Brassicales, Brassicaceae. The record is from RefSeq and is a predicted model, not a curated record. The coding region runs from base 1 to 1095 and encodes 364 amino acids.